AUUGUCCAUGGCACUGCCAAAGACUGUCACUUCGAUUUGAUACAAUUCACCCACCGCCGCUCCUACUCCCUUUUAUCGCUCGGCAUGGCAGACUCAGCCGAAGAGGAACAACCCCAAAUCCCGCCAAACCCUAACACCGACGGAGAAGAACACCAAGACCCCUCAAAUGUCCAAGAAGAAGAAAACGAUGUCGUCGAUGACGAAGAGGAGGACGAAGAAGAAGACGACGACGACGAAGAGGAGCAAGAACCGCCGCCGAAGCCUCUCUCCCGAGAGUCCCAAAUCCGCGCGCAUAAGUCGAAGAUGGACAACCUCUUCCGCCGAAUGCAGAGCGAGAAGGUCCCUCUCCGAGUCCACGACGUUUUGAUUAAGGGAAACACGCGGACUAAGGACUCGCUCAUCGAGGCCGAGCUCGAGGGAUUGAAGAAAGCCACCACAUUGCAAGGUCUGCUCGAGGCGGCGGGGAUUGCCAAUGCGAGGCUUCAACAGCUCGAGAUUUUCGAAUCCGUUAGGGUCACGCUUGAUUCGGGCCCGCCGGAGCUUCCCGGGACCGCGAAUGUCAUCGUCGAUGUUGUCGAGACCAGUAGCCCUCUCUCCGGUGACCUUGGGGCUUACAUGAAGACCACGGCUAGAUCUUGGACGGUCGAAGGUUCACUUAAGUAUAAAAACUGGUUCGGUUAUGGGGAUCUGUGGGAUGGUUCUUUGGCAUAUGGUCCCAACCAGACAUCGGAGGUUAGUGCUGGUGUGUUUCUGCCCAGAUUCAGAGGAUUUUCAACUCCUCUGCUGGCACGAGUAUCCCUGCUUUCCCAAGAUUGGCAAGAGUUCUCUUCUUACAGAGAACGAUUCUUGGGCCUUUCUCUUGGCUUGUUUUCCACCAGGUACCAUGACUUGGUAUACAAUCUUGGAUGGCGUGCCUUAACGGAUCCAUCACAAAUGUCAUCCAGGUCAGUAAGGAGGCAGCUUGGACACAGUUUGCUUUCAUCUUUAAAAUACACAUUUAAGAUUGACAGGAGGAAUUCAGCUGUGAGGCCUAUUAAAGGAUAUGCUUUUGUUUCUACCACUCAAGUAGGUGGCCUCACACCAGAUCAUCGGAGCUUGCGAUUUUUGCGACAGGAGUUUGAUCUUCGAUAUGCUAUCCCUUUUGGGUUUUAUCACGCUGCACUCAACUUUGGGAUCUCUGGUGGUGUUUUAUUUCCAUGGGGCCGUGGAUUCUUGGACAAGCCCUCGCCCCUGCCGGAAAGGUUCUUCUUAGGUGGUGAUUUCUCUCCAGUUUGCACUAUUGGAGGCCCAACAACUGUGUGGGGAUUUAAGACAAGAGGACUGGGACCCACAGAGCCACGAAGGCAAAUUAGAGAUAAAUCUAAUGAUGAGAGUUCUGAUUUUCCUGGAAGGGAUUUUAUUGGUGGAGACCUUGCUGUUACUGCUUUUGCAGACCUUUCUUUUGACCUUCCAAUUAAGUGGUUAAGAGAACAUGGAGUCCAUGGACACAUUUUUGCUGGUGCUGGAAACCUCGCUCAAUUAACAGAGAAUGAGUUCCAAAAUUUCUCUUUUCGUAAGUUCUUGGAGUCAUUCCGAAGCUCUGUAGGAGUCGGGGUUGUUGUCCCCACCAAAAUUUUCCGCCUAGAGGGUAAUUUCUACUACAUGCUCAAGCAAGAUGUCCAUGACCGUGGGAAGACUGGCUUUCGGUUUAGCUUCUCUGCUCCAACAUAGAAUCUAGAUUUUUUUUAAUGAUACUUGAUGUUCGGCAACCUUGAGGUGACACAUGAAGCACACAACUUCAGGUACUCAAAAGUUUUUUUUUUGAAAUUUUUUUUAAUUGUUUGACAGCUCAAUUUGAACGGCAUAUGUUGACGUGGUUUUGUAAUCUGAAAUCUAGACUGGAAUUUCAGAAAGCAUGAUUGCUUUCUCAUAUUGAGGAAAAUAAGCUUCAGAUGUUGGCAUAUAUGUCAAACUGUGGAAUGGUCUAAUAUUCAAACAUUUAAUCUCACUGUUACCUGUAUGUUUGUCAAUA
This is a messenger RNA of Corylus avellana, 2011 nucleotides long. RefSeq names its product Outer membrane OMP85 family protein. Gene Ontology annotation, cellular component: outer membrane. The record is from RefSeq and is a predicted model, not a curated record. NCBI's taxonomy places the organism in Eukaryota, Viridiplantae, Streptophyta, Magnoliopsida, Fagales, Betulaceae.